AUGCUACCCGCAAUGCGCCCCUCGUUGACCGACCUGCCCACCGAGAUCCUCGAAGCCAUCUUCCUGCACCUCGAUCCCCAGGCGCUCUUGUCCGUAUCGCAGACCAACAAGCCCAUCAGAGCACUUGCCACCGACUCACCCAUCAUCUGGCGCCACCUGUGCCAAACCCGCUUCAAGACAUGGGACUCGCGCCACAACAUUGCCGCAAAGUACCGCGGCCCAUUGUCCAAUGUGGACUGGAAGGCCUUGUUCAUAACCAGGAUCGAAAUCGAAUGGAAAACCAAGACUCUCCUGAACCGAAUUCUCACAACACAGCACGAGCGCAUACGCUGCAUCAACGAGAUUGCAAACUUUGGAUAUGAUGCCAAAGAGACACUGCUGAGAGAAUGCGCCUGUCCAGAGGACGCCGACGAUGUCUUGGCGCGACGGUACUAUGCCAAUGCCAUACUGGAGCGCAUACACCGCGACAUCGCCAUCAAUGUUUGGAAAGACUUGCGUGACGGCGUCGACGUGCCGAUGGAAAGAGCGCUGGGCGCAUACGAUGUGUUUGCGAGAACGGGAGAAGACGUCGACACCGAUGUUGUGACUCAGGAUAUCGACCACUUGGCCCACGGCCUCCUCCAGCAAUAUCCCCAUUUUCGCCACAUGAACUCGAGAAGGAAGGCCUCAACAUUGGCCUCCUACCUCCGCGAUCAAGACUACACCGGCGUGCCAGACACCUCCUACCGCGCUCUACAAAACUCCUUUAUAGGCCUCGUCCUCCGCUCCCCCACGCACGAGUCCCUCCCCAUCGUCUCCGUAGCCAUCUAUUGCGCCGUGGCCCAGCGCCUCGGCCUCGAUGCCCGCCCUUGCGGCUUACUCUUCCACGUCUACACCAUUGUCUAUGCGCCCAAGAACUACAAUCUCGACGGCAAAUACAAGCCCACCAGCUCGGCAGAGCUCGACUACAUGUAUCUGGACCCCUUUCGCUCUUCCGACGAAGUCCGCCAAGACGACCUCCAACGCAUGCUCCGCAACAUGGGCGUCCCAUCCUCCAAACACAACACCUACCUCUCCUGCACCACGACCCGCGAAAUGGUCCUCCGCACUGCCCGCAACAUCAUGAACUCUGUGCAAACCAUCCGGCAAACCGAAGCGGGAACACGCAGCCUUCGACCCUCAUGGCUCACCAUACACCCAGACAUGGACAAUGCAUUCUACGCCACCAUCUGGGCCAUGCUGCUCCUCGAGUCCUCAGACGACCCCGCCACCGGCCGCCCGGACCCCAAUUCCCCUGUCGCCAUGCUGCGACGACGCCAAUACCUCCCGUACCUACUCGACCACUUCCAGACGCAUUACCCAUGGGACGUCACCUUGCUCUCUCGCUACGUGAUUCCCAUGUUUUGCAACCAGCCCGAGGGACACCGCUUGUCGCAGUUUGUCCAGAGUAUGCACCAGGUCGAUGCCAUGCCGAAGCGGGUCGUUCGGCGGAUAGCGCGCAGCAGGAAGGUGGCGUUCAAAGUCGGCCAGUUGUUUCAGCACAGGCGGUAUGGGUACGAGGGUGUGAUUACGGGCUGGGAUGUAGCCUGUGGUGCAGGCGAGGAAUGGAUUAUGAAUCAGGAUGUCGAUGGGUUGCCCCACGGUAGGGACCAGGCUUUUUAUCACGUGCUCGUCUGCGACAAAUCCGUCCGCUACGUCGCAGAAGAAAACAUCCGCCCUGUCGCUCCCCUCACACAGCCCUCGGAAGCCAUGCUCCGUCUGGCCGGCCGCCACUUUAAGCGCUGGGAUGCAGGGAACGGGAUCUUUGUGAGUAAUGUGCGCGACGAAUAUCCCGAUGAUUGA
Plenodomus lingam JN3 is the source of this 1821-nucleotide messenger RNA. RefSeq lists its product as uncharacterized. Gene Ontology annotation, molecular function: protein binding; DNA binding. Lineage: Eukaryota; Fungi; Ascomycota; Dothideomycetes; Pleosporales; Leptosphaeriaceae. The record is from RefSeq and is a predicted model, not a curated record.